Molecule: messenger RNA, 2529 nt
Organism: Mus pahari (shrew mouse)
Lineage: Eukaryota; Metazoa; Chordata; Mammalia; Rodentia; Muridae
Gene: Kcnd1
Product: potassium voltage-gated channel subfamily D member 1
Exons: 6
Coding region: 127-2082 (651 amino acids)
Biological process (GO): protein homooligomerization; potassium ion transmembrane transport
Cellular component (GO): membrane; voltage-gated potassium channel complex
Molecular function (GO): A-type (transient outward) potassium channel activity; protein binding
Source: RefSeq, a predicted model, not a curated record
ACACACACACACUGGUUUCCUUUUCUGGGUAGCCCAAGAUCUCUCCAAGCCUCUACCAUCCUGGGGAUAGCCACAUUCUCCUAAACACAACAUCCCCAAGUCUCCGUGGGCCUGGGGAGCUGCAGGAUGGCGGCAGGUGUGGCCACAUGGCUACCAUUUGCAAGGGCCGCAGCAGUGGGCUGGCUGCCCUUAGCCCAGCAGCCCCUACCCCCUGCACCGGAGGUGAAGGCAUCCCGAGGGGAUGAGGUUCUGGUGGUGAAUGUGAGUGGUCGGCGCUUCGAGACCUGGAAAAACACACUGGAUCGCUACCCAGACACACUGCUGGGCAGUUCGGAGAAGGAAUUCUUCUAUGAUGCUGAAUCUGGCGAGUACUUCUUUGAUCGUGACCCAGACAUGUUCCGGCACGUGCUAAACUUUUAUCGCACUGGCCGGCUGCACUGUCCCAGGCAGGAGUGCAUCCAGGCCUUUGAUGAGGAGCUGGCCUUCUAUGGCUUAGUCCCAGAGCUGGUUGGUGACUGCUGUCUUGAAGAGUACAGGGACCGCAAGAAGGAAAACGCAGAGCGCCUGGCAGAAGAUGAGGAGGCUGAGCAGGCUGGGGAAGGUCCAGCCCUUCCAGCAGGCAGCUCCCUGCGACAGCGACUCUGGAGGGCCUUUGAGAACCCCCACACGAGCACUGCAGCACUGGUUUUCUACUAUGUGACUGGCUUCUUCAUAGCUGUGUCAGUCAUUGCCAACGUAGUGGAGACCAUCCCAUGUCGUGGUACCCCACGGUGGCCCUCCAAAGAGCAGUCGUGUGGUGACCGCUUCCCUACAGCCUUUUUCUGUAUGGACACAGCCUGUGUUCUCAUAUUCACUGGGGAGUACCUGCUGCGGCUCUUCGCAGCCCCCAGCCGUUGUCGCUUCCUGCGGAGUGUGAUGAGCCUUAUCGAUGUGGUGGCCAUUCUGCCCUACUACAUUGGGCUGUUCGUGCCCAAGAAUGAUGAUGUCUCUGGUGCCUUUGUUACCCUCCGUGUGUUCCGGGUCUUCCGAAUCUUUAAGUUCUCCAGGCACUCGCAGGGCUUAAGGAUUCUGGGCUACACCCUCAAGAGCUGUGCCUCUGAGCUAGGCUUUCUCCUCUUUUCCCUCACCAUGGCCAUCAUCAUCUUUGCCACUGUCAUGUUCUAUGCUGAGAAGGGCACGAGCAAGACCAACUUCACAAGCAUCCCUGCUGCCUUCUGGUAUACCAUUGUCACCAUGACCACACUUGGGUACGGAGACAUGGUACCUAGCACCAUUGCAGGCAAAAUUUUUGGGUCUAUCUGCUCACUUAGCGGCGUCUUGGUCAUUGCCUUGCCUGUGCCAGUCAUUGUAUCCAACUUCAGCCGCAUCUACCACCAGAACCAGCGUGCCGACAAGCGCCGGGCACAGCAGAAAGUGCGCCUGGCAAGAAUCCGGUUGGCAAAGAGUGGUACCACCAACGCCUUCUUGCAGUAUAAGCAAAACGGGGGCCUCGAGGACAGUGGCAGUGGCGAGGGACAGAUGCUGUGCGUUAGGAGCCGCUCUGCUUUUGAACAACAGCAUCACCAUCUGCUGCAUUGUCUGGAGAAGACUACGUGUCAUGAGUUCACAGACGAGCUAACUUUCAGUGAGGCCCUUGGAGCGGUCUCACUGGGUGGUCGCACCAGCCGCAGUACCUCAGUAUCAUCCCAGCCAAUGGGGCCUGGGAGCCUGUUCUCAUCCUGCUGCUCUCGAAGGGUCAAUCGCAGAGCCAUCCGCCUUGCUAACUCUACUGCCUCUGUUAGCCGUGGCAGCAUGCAGGAGCUAGACACACUAGCAGGUCUUCGGAGGAGCCCUGCCCCUCAAAGCCGCUCAAGCCUCAAUGCCAAGCCCCACGACAGCCUUGACCUGAACUGUGACAGCCGGGACUUCGUGGCCGCCAUCAUCAGUAUCCCCACCCCCCCUGCCAACACGCCAGAUGAAAGUCAACCUUCCUCCCCUAGUGGUGGUGGUGGUAGUGGUGGCACACCCAACACCACCCUCAGGAACUCCAGCUUGGGUACUCCGUGCCUCCUCCCUGAGACUGUUAAGAUCUCUUCCCUGUGAAGAAUGGGCCUGCCCAUUCAGAGGGCCUUCUUUAUUCUUGGGAACUCCUUUCCAAAGCCAUAUCUUGGGGGAGGCAAAGCGGGGUGGACCUGGGAACUCCCUGUGCCCCCUGACAAGAACUAUGCAAUGGAGUUUCAUGGAAUGGCCCAUCUGGUGGGAACGUAGGUAGGGAAUGAGGAACUUCCCUCAGUCCAGUUUUUCUAGUGGGAGCUUGAAGCAUGGGACUCCAUAGGUCCCUGGCCUCCUUGCCCCAGCAUGCUGGGACUGGCCUUUCUCUCCUAGCUGGCCUCUUGCAUGCCUCUUCCCUUGGGCCCUCAGAGGCAGGUUAAGGCUUUCUAUAGUCUGACAUUUGAGGUCUGUCUGGUCUGACAAGAGUUAAGAGUUCCUCUUCUCUUUGGUUGUGUUGUGCAAGUUUGGGGUUCAGGGAAGAAAACCCUCAUCUCCAAU